GAAAAUCAAGCUAGACAAUCAGUCCCUCUCUCACGCGUCAGUGAGGCUGGUUGAGGAUAACGUUCUCCGUCACUUUCACGCUGCAUAGCUAAAUUCAAAAUGGCACGUUUCGUGAUUUUUUCUUCUGUUUUACUUGUCGUUUCGCUCUUCGCUCCCAGUAGUUUGUCAGUUGAUGUUAAUGAAUUUCUGGCGCAAAGGGAACGAUUCCUGGCUGACGAAUCCGCCCGGAUUUUAGGUGGUGGUAUAACGCUGAGCAGCAAUGAGGAGCUGGUCAACACCAUGUUAAUGACCGCCAAAACAUUUGAAUAUGAUCAGUCAUUUUCUUCGCUUAACUUUACUCCGGCUACGCAUUUCUUCCUAUCAAAGCCGGCAAUGCUCGAAUCAGAAGUCUUUCAGUUCAUCCGUCAAAUGCCAAAAGGUGGUGUUUUGCAUAUCCACGACGUGGCAGUCACUCCGUUGGAAUUCAUCAUCUACGAUGCUAGCUACCGCCCAAAUCUUUAUGUUUGCUCUCCACCCAAAGAUCCAGUUUUCUUUCAAUAUGCUUCACCGGCUCCGGCUAAUCUGCCUGACUGUGACUGGACUUUGGUGGCUGACAGACGAGCACAAGAAGGAGCCCUUCAGUUUGAUGCCUGGCUCCGCUCAAAGUUAUCGCUCUACACUCCAAACCCUCAAGAGGCUUACCCGAAUACCAACUCCGUCUGGACGGCAUUUGAAAACACUUUAAUCGCUGGCAGCGGGAUAAUCACAUAUGCACCAGUCUUUACUGAUUAUUUUUAUGAGGGCCUUCAGUCGUUUUAUGAUGAUAACGUCCAAUAUAUAGAAAUCCGUACUACUUUACCCCAAGUUUACAACCUGGACGGCACGUUAUUGGAUGAAGCCCAGGUAACUCAGCUCUACAAGGAUACGUUUGAUCGCUUCCGAAACGAUCAUCCUGAUUUCACCGGCGCUAAAAUCAUUUUCGCUCCUUUACGUCGGGCCGACAACGCCACUAUGUCACGAUACGUUGAAUUGGCCUCUCAACUUAAGGCCCAGUUUCCUGAUGUAGUGGCUGGAUUUGACCUUGUUGGUCAAGAAGACUUGGGACCUCCACUCAAAGAAUUUUUAAGUCAGCUUCUUGCGGGGGCAGUUGAUCCCAAUCUUCAUUACUUUUUUCACGCUGGAGAAACCAACUGGCACGGUACUGAUGUAGAUGAAAACCUCAUUGACGCCAUUCUACUAAACACAACUCGCAUCGGGCAUGGCUUCGCUAUCGCUAAACAUCCUAGCGUCAUGGAGCUUGCUAGAUCUAACGGAGUUCCAGUUGAAAUUUGUCCUAUCUCGAAUCAAGUGCUUGCAUUGGUAGACGAUUUGCGCAACCAUCCAGCCGCAAUGCUUUUCAGCAACGGUUUUCCUUUAGUCAUCAGUUCAGAUGACCCAGCGUCUUGGGAAGCUGUUGCUCUUAGCUCGGAUUUUUACAUGGCUUUCAUGGGCCUUGCUGGAAAGAAAGCCGAUAUUCGAACCUUGAAACAACUAGCCAUCAACUCAAUUAUGUUUAGUGCCAUGACUACCGAUGAGAAAAAUUCUGCCAUGGCAGAGUGGCAAAGGCGUUGGAAUGACUUCAUUCUCAACAAGUACGAAGACUACAAGACAAAACACAACUUGAUUUAAAGGACUUAAUAAGACUAAAGAAACUAAGAAUGACUUAUCAAACGUUAUACUGAGACCGCAGUAGAUUUGCUAAAAAAAUCCCAAUACAAUUCAGUGCAAA
This is a messenger RNA of Daphnia magna, 1747 nucleotides long. RefSeq names its product adenosine deaminase 2. Lineage: Eukaryota; Metazoa; Arthropoda; Branchiopoda; Diplostraca; Daphniidae. Gene Ontology annotation, molecular function: adenosine deaminase activity. The record is from RefSeq and is a predicted model, not a curated record. The coding region runs from base 100 to 1647 and encodes 515 amino acids. The transcript is spliced from 9 exons. Gene Ontology annotation, biological process: adenosine catabolic process; inosine biosynthetic process.